GGCGGGAUCCGCGCUCGUCUGCGACGAUGGAGGUGGUGACGGUGGCUGUGGCUCUGGGGUUCCUGCUCCUGGUGGGAGCCGCGGGCUCGGCCGGCGACGAGGCCCGGGAGGCUGCGGCUGUGCGGGCGCUCGUGGCCCGGCUGCUGGGGCCGGGGCCAGCGACCAACUUCUCGGUGUCGGUGGAGCGCUCUCUGGCGGCUGAGUCGGGCUUGGACACCUACAGCCUGAGCGGCGGGGGCGGCGGGGCGCAGGUGCGGGUGCGUGGCGCGACUUCUGCGGUUGCCACGUGGCCUGGUCGGGCUCGCAGCUGCGCCUGCCUCGGCCUCUGCCCGCUGUGCCGGGAGAGCUGAUCGAGGCCACGCCCAACAGGUACCGCUAUUACCAGAACGUGUGCACGCAGAGCUACUCCUUCGUGUGGUGGGACUGGGCCCGCUGGGAGCAAGAGAUUGACUGGAUGGCGCUAAACGGCAUCAACCUGGCGCUGGCCUGGAGCGGCCAGGAGGCCAUCUGGCAGCGGGUGUACCUGGCCUUGGGCCUGACUCAGUCAGAGAUCGAUGAAUACUUCACGGGUCCUGCCUUCCUGGCUUGGGGGCGCAUGGGCAACCUGCACACCUGGGGUGGCCCCCUGCCCCACUCCUGGCACCUUAAGCAGCUUUACCUGCAGCAUCGCGUGCUGGACCGGAUGCGCUCAUUCGGCAUGAUCCCAGUGUUACCUGCCUUCCCAGGACAUGUCCCCAAGGCUAUCACCAGGGUGUUUCCUCAGGUCAACGUCACACAGCUGGGCAGUUGGGGCCACUUCAACUGCUCCUACUCCUGCUCCUUCCUCCUGGCUCCAGGGGACCCCAUGUUCCCCAUCAUCGGCAGUCUCUUCCUGAGGGAGCUGACCAAAGAGUUUGGCACAGACCACAUCUAUGGGGCCGACACGUUCAAUGAGUUGCAGCCCCCCUCCUCGGAGCCCUCCUACCUGGCCGCAGCCACCGCGGCCAUCUAUGCGGCCAUGACAGCAGUGGACCCUGGUGCUGUGUGGCUGCUCCAAGGCUGGAUCUUCCAGCACCAGCCCGAUUUCUGGGGGCCUGCCCAGGUCAAGGCUGUGCUGGAGGCUGUUCCCCGUGGCCGCCUCCUGGUCCUGGACCUGUUCGCCGAGACUCGCCCUGUGUACCUGUACACAGCCUCCUUCCUGGGCCAGCCCUUCAUUUGGUGCAUGCUGCAUAACUUUGGGGGCAACCAUGGCCUGUACGGAACCCUGGAGGCUGUGAACUGGGGCCCCAAGGCUGCCCGCCUCUUCCCCAACUCCAGCAUGGUAGGCACGGGCAUGGCUCCUGAGGGCAUCAACCAGAACGAAGUGGUCUAUGCCCUCAUGGCUGAGCUGGGCUGGCGGAAGGACCCAGUGCCCGAUUUGGCAGCCUGGGUGACCAGUUACGCUGACCGGAGGUAUGGGGUCUCCCUUGGGGACGCAGAGGCAGCAUGGAGACUCCUGCUCAGGAGCGUCUACAACUGCUCCGGCCAGAUGUGCAGCGGACACAACCGCAGCCCGCUAGUCAAGCGGCCAUCCCUCCAGAUGAACACCACGGUCUGGUACAACCGAUCGGACGUGUUCGAGGCCUGGCGGCUCCUGCUGACAGCCGCUCCCACUCUGGCCGCCAGCCCCACCUUCCGCUACGACCUCCUGGACGUCACCCGCCAGGCGGUCCAGGAGCUGGUCAGCUUGUACUAUGAGGAGGCGAGGACUGCCUACCUGAACAAGGAGCUGGUGUCCCUGUUGAGGGCUGGUGGCAUCCUGGUCUACGAGCUUCUGCCUGACCUGGACAACCUGCUGGCCACUGACGGCCGCUUCAUGCUGGGCAGCUGGCUGGAGCAGGCACGGGCGGUGGCGGUCAGUGAGACUGAGGCCCAAUUUUAUGAACAGAACAGCCGCUACCAGCUGACCCUGUGGGGGCCAACAGGCAACAUCCUCGACUAUGCCAACAAGCAGCUGGCGGGACUGGUGGCUGACUACUACGCCCCUCGCUGGCAGCUCUUCAUGGAGAUGUUGGCCAACAGCCUGACCCAGGGCAUCCCUUUCCAACAGCACCAGUUUGACCAGAAUGCCUUUCAGCUGGAGCAGGCCUUUGUCCUCAGUGUGGAGAGGUAUCCCAGCCAGCCACAAGGUGACACUGUGGAACUGGCCAAGAAGAUCUUCCUCAAAUACUUCCCCCGGCAGGUGUCUGGCUCUCUGCGACAGACUGACCACCUCAAGCCAUGUUCUCCCUGAACUCCGGGCUGAGGCAGGUUCCUGGGGCCUGGAGCUGGGCAACUCCUGAGAGGAGGAUGUGUCAAAAAACAAAACUACAGCAAGCUAAAGACCUUCACUGGCUUUAUUUGCGAUUAUGGACUGAGACAACGCAUCAUCAAAUAGAGUAAGUAUUUUGAUGAACUGAGCUGAGGAGCUGGGUUUUGUGGAGGAGGCUGAAGAAAGCAGAAACAAAGGACAGUGAGCAGACUGGUCCUCUCAAGGGUACUUUCCUUGCUGGGGGCCAGCAGAUGGCUUCGCGGUUACAUCACUGGACUCCCAGAUGGCCCACCAUGGUUUGAGUUCCAGACCUGGUGGCUUCAAAAUCACGCCAGCAUGUGUGUGUG
Molecule: messenger RNA, 2616 nt
Organism: Tupaia belangeri chinensis (Chinese tree shrew)
Lineage: Eukaryota; Metazoa; Chordata; Mammalia; Scandentia; Tupaiidae
Gene: NAGLU
Product: N-acetyl-alpha-glucosaminidase
Source: RefSeq, a predicted model, not a curated record